Molecule: messenger RNA, 822 nt
Organism: Ornithodoros turicata
Lineage: Eukaryota; Metazoa; Arthropoda; Arachnida; Ixodida; Argasidae
Product: putative nuclease HARBI1
Exons: 3
Source: RefSeq, a predicted model, not a curated record
CAAGUGCUACUGACAUUGCAGUUCCUCGCUACUGGGAACUUUCUCAUCACAGCCGGUGACGUGGUCAACGUGCACGAAGCAACAGCCUGUCGUGUAGUGCACCGCGUCGUUGCAGCGCUGUGCAAGAGGGUCGGAAAGUUCGUCCGGUGGCCAAGAGGUGAGGAGAUAGCAAGGGCCCAACACCAGUUUUAUCAGCUGGCCAGUUUUCCUGGGGUUGUGGGAGCAGUGGACGGCACCCAUGUCCGCAUCCAGGCACCGUCAGCACACGAGACAGUUUUCGUCAACCGCAAGAACUACCACUCCAUAAAUGUUCAGCUCAUUGCGGGUGCUGACUGUAAGAUCUUGGACGUGGUUGCGAACUGGCCCGGUGCCACCCAUGACUCUAGGAUACUGCGUGAAAGCACCAUUGGGAGGGAGCUGGAAGCUGGAGUCCACACUGGGCUUCUUCUUGAUGACAGCGGGUACCCCUGCAAACGCUGGCUGAUGACACCGUUUCUCCAGCCCCGAAACAGAGCACAAGAGAAGUACAAUGCUUCACACUCGACAACAUGGGCUUUGGUAGAGCGGACAAUUGGUCAGCUGAAAAGGAGGUUCCACUGCCUUCACAGUGAGCUGCGAGUGCUAACAAAGCAUACCUGUCCUAUCAUCGUGGCAUGCUGUGUCCUUCACAACAUAGCCAAAGAUUUCGGCAGUGAAGUGCAGGAGGCAGACAGCAACAAUGAUCACGACCCCGAUUACGACCCCCAGCUGGUGUCCAGUUAUGAAGGACGUCAGGAUGGCUUCAUGCACAGAGAUGCCAUCGUACGUCAGCAUUUCACAUGA